Messenger RNA from Zingiber officinale, 444 nucleotides. Its product is annotated as probable NAD(P)H dehydrogenase subunit CRR3, chloroplastic. Bases 1 to 444 code for a protein of 147 amino acids. Gene Ontology annotation, biological process: photosynthetic electron transport in photosystem I. NCBI's taxonomy places the organism in Eukaryota, Viridiplantae, Streptophyta, Magnoliopsida, Zingiberales, Zingiberaceae. The transcript is spliced from 2 exons. The record is from RefSeq and is a predicted model, not a curated record. Gene Ontology annotation, cellular component: NAD(P)H dehydrogenase complex (plastoquinone); chloroplast thylakoid membrane.
AUGGAGGCUUUCGCAGUUGCAAGAUCUUCGUCGUUGUCUUCUUUGCCCGUCGUCGUUCUCGCCUACAAGACCACGCCGCCUCCUCGCAAGAACAACGCCUCGCCGCCCCGCAAGCAGAAGCCACCCACCAUCGCCGAGGUCCAGAGGGCCAUUGGCGUCGCCGACGAGCCCUUCCUCCGCUCACCUGGCGGAUCCGAAUCUUCUUCUUCCUCUUCUCCUCCUUUUCUCGGGUUCUUCAUGCAGGAGAGCGCCGCGGAGAGGAAGCUCCGGGAGGCCGCCGAAUGGAUGGUCGAACGCACCGAGGCCCAGGCGCAGUCUGGGCAAAAGAUGUUGUUGCUUUUAUGUCUGAACAUCCUACCUGUGUGGCUUUUACUACUCUUGGUGGCUUCUGGAGUUUUUAAGUUGCCGUUUGAUCUUCCAAUUUGGAAAGACAUCAUCUCCUGA